This is a messenger RNA of Misgurnus anguillicaudatus (oriental weatherfish), 2691 nucleotides long. It is a transcript of the gene rbm41, whose product is annotated as RNA binding motif protein 41. Gene Ontology annotation, biological process: mRNA splicing, via spliceosome. NCBI's taxonomy places the organism in Eukaryota, Metazoa, Chordata, Actinopteri, Cypriniformes, Cobitidae. Gene Ontology annotation, cellular component: U12-type spliceosomal complex. Gene Ontology annotation, molecular function: U12 snRNA binding; pre-mRNA intronic binding. The record is from RefSeq and is a predicted model, not a curated record.
CCAAUCCAGUUGGUGGCGGUAAAUGCAAAAGUUGUUUUGCCAUCCGUCUUAAAAAGUCAAUAGAAAAAGAAGAAUCGCGUACUUCCGGUUUUAAGCGGAAAUGUCUGGACGGUGAUAAACAUGAAGCGGGUGACUCGAUAUGCCUGUGAGGAUGCGCCCAUCCCUGAAGAACAGGAAACCGAAGGCCAGAGACAACUACACAAUCUACUCCUACAGCAACUAGACACAGAUGUAGAUAUUGAGAGGUGUGUAGCCAAGAAGAAAUGCUUCGCUCCAGCAGCCGUAUACAAGCCCUUUGGGGAGCAGGCAGCUGGUGUGAGGAGUCUGUCACAGUUUCAAGCCCUGAAGGAUGGGGAUCAGGAGCUGGCCACUCUUCGAGACCUGGGCCUUACUGAUGCAGAAAUCGAGCUGUGGAGAUCCAGAGACCUGCCAGAGAGUUUGUGGAAGGAUAAAGGGGUUUGUGUGGCACCCGAUGCGAGGAAUCAGCGUCUGCAGGCCAUCCGGGAUAAAAUGGCAGCGCACGCAGAGCUGCUGUCCCGACCCCAGCGUUUCUCGGGUAGCCGCCCGCUCUCCCGCAGAGAAAUGGAGAUAGAAAAGGCACUCUUUCAGGGCAGCGAUCGCAGCAGUUUUCUCACGGCCCUUUACCAUCAAGAGGAAGAUUCACAGGCCGGCCAGCAGGGGGUGACAUCCACCAAUGCAAUGGACGUUUUCUAUGAAGACUUUCUUAAAGAUCACAACAAAAACUCUGAUAUCUCACAAAGACCAAAAACACGCACUGAACCGACAGAUCAGUCCUGCUCUAAUUCAAGCCAGUCACAAGCUCAACACAAUGAUGAACACAAAAGUUCAGUGUCGGACAUUGUUAACCAACCACAGCCUAGGAAAAUGACUAUCGGCCAGUCCAUUGGUACACUAAAACCUACUUUUGUUCAAGGACAUGAUGGACCAGUUACUAUCAGUGGAGAAAUAGAGGAAAUUUCAGAGGAAGAGAUCAAGAGCAAUCGGGAAACGGAAGACGGUAUACGGAAUAUUAGACGUUUCAAGAACUACCAGAAAGGGACGCCAUCGAAUGUGCUGUGUGUGAAGAACAUGAGUCCACGGGCAUCAUUGGCCCAGCUGGUUUCUCUCUUCUCACGGUUUCAGAAAGAUGACACACGGCCCAUUCUGUACCGCCUACUGACUGGCCGACUCAAGGGACAAGCAUUCAUUACGCUCUCCGAUGUUGAAAGUGCGCAAGCAGCUCUUGAUCUGUUAAAUGGAUACAUGUUGCUUGAUAAACCUCUGGUCAUUGAGUUUGGCAGGAAGAAAAAUGAAGAGACCAAAGCAAGCACUGAUGGAUCUAUAGAUGCCGACACCACAUCAACACAAAAGGACAAUAAGAAACCUGUACAAUGCUGUUCAUUUAUUUAUAACAAAAAAUGAUAUUUUUUAUGAGCUAUUUAUUUGGAAAUAAUGUCUGUGUGUAACCAAACCAAACUGCUUAAAGGGAUAGUUCACCCAAAAAUGAAAAUUCUGCAUGUUGUUACAAACCUGUAUACAUUUAUUUGUUCUGAUGAACACGAAUUAAGAUAUUUUGAGGAAUGUUCACUUCCAUAGUAUUCUUUUUUCCUACUAUGGAAGUGAAUGGGGCUCACGAACGGUUUGGUUACAAACAUUUCUCAAAAUAUUUUCCUUUGUGUUUAUCAAAACAAAUAAAUUUAUACAGGUUUGUAACAACACAAGAGUGAGUAAAUGAUGACAGAAUUUUCAUUUUUGUGUUAACUAUCCCUUUAAAAGACAACUGUCAUACUUCUAUAGACCACAAGGUGUCACCCGUUCCCCAUUAAGUACACUGUGUUUUGUAGUUUUUAGUCUGUGUUUGCUAUCUGUGAAAACCUUUAAAAACAGUAACAAAAAUUUGGCAUGUGGCUUGACAUGAAACAAUGCCUCAAAUUGUGUUUAGUUAACGUGAGAUGUCCUGUUAUCUUUCUGCUGUAUGCAGACAGUGAAAGGCAAAGCUCACCACACAUCAGCAUUAUGGAGAUCAAUUUUCUCUUAAAAAUGUAAAGAUAUCAUGAUCAGCUCCAGUAGCAGAUUUAUACUACACUAAAUCUGUGGCUGUUGGCAGCUUUUGACAGGCUUUGGCCUAUAUAAACAAUAUACAGUCGGUCCCUACAAGCACAAGUCUCACCAACCGAGCAAAUUACGUUUCAAUGGGCUAUUCACGCCAUCUUUCCCACAUAGUUAAUCAUUAAAAUCAAGAUAAAGUUGAGUUUCACCUGGGUUGUAACUUUUAAACAUUUGUUCAAAUGAUAAGAUCAGUGUAAAACCUCAGACGUUUACACACACACUUAAACAGCCAUUUACAAUGUUGAGUAUUUAAAGUGGUAUAUAAAUGAAAUCAUGUUGUCGGUUAACAUUAAGCAAUACAUUUUAAUUAGGAGUUCUGGUUAAAAUUCAGCACUAUCAGAAACGAAUAUGCUACUUCAGUCAAGUCUGUUUUGUUGCGAUGUUUAAACAUUUUUAAGCCAUAAAAUGAGUCUCAAACCCUUUGUAAAAUUGCAAAUUCCAGACUAAUUCCGAGUUCAUGUAGGUUUUAAGGCCUUGUGAUCUUUUACGUUGACUAAUGCCAUUCACUCAUAGCUAAAAAUCAGAAUGCAAACUAUUUACUUGUAAUAUUACACUUCAAGAGUUUUUGCACAUCCCCAACAA